This is a messenger RNA of Eutrema salsugineum, 2829 nucleotides long. RefSeq names its product proline-rich receptor-like protein kinase PERK10. Gene Ontology annotation, molecular function: ATP binding; protein kinase activity. The transcript has 8 exons. The coding region runs from base 531 to 2786 and encodes 751 amino acids. Gene Ontology annotation, biological process: protein phosphorylation. The record is from RefSeq and is a predicted model, not a curated record. NCBI's taxonomy places the organism in Eukaryota, Viridiplantae, Streptophyta, Magnoliopsida, Brassicales, Brassicaceae.
UAUACUCGCUCGAUUCAUAAUUCUUCGUUCUUUCUUUUUCUUCCACAGAAACUGCUUUGAUAUUUGAAAGCUUUAAGUAACCAAAUUUUGUUUGCAAUCUCAGUGAGGUGAAAAAAAACUCGUUUACAAGAUAAACGAGAAGUAGAUAGAGAGAGACAAGUUUACUUACUUGGCCAUUAGCUAAGCUUUAAUGGCUAACUCCAUAGUUGGGUUUUGACUAGCAGAGCAAUUUUCUCUUUCGUGAAUUGUGGUGUUGAAAGGAAAUCUCUUUUACAGAUCUCAACUUGUUUUGCCUCUGCCAUCAAAUCAGGUAAUCUCGGUUAUCCGGAAUUCAGAAUUGGAAAGCAUAUUCGGUGAUCUGGGUUUUGCUCGUUCCACGAUCUGGGUCUCUAGGUUCUCUGCUCGAGUAGGUUUCAGUCUAAAGAAUAGCAACAGUGUUGGUAAAGUUUGGUGCUUUUUGAGGUUACUGUCAUCAUCAACUCUCUGGGGAUUUUCGGUGAAAAAUGUUAGACUUUGGUCUUUUGAUUUAGAUGGCAACACCGGCACAGCCUCCUACGGUGGAGGUGUCACCGUCUCCACCAAUUGAACCUUCGCCUCCCGGUGAUAAUGCCACUUCUCCAACGAGAGAACCCAUUGAUGGUAAUUCACCGGAGAUCCCAAACCCUCCACCUCAAUCUUCUUCUUCUCCCCCUCCUCCGGCGACUCCUUUAUCAUCACCACCACCACAACCUUCUCCCACACCACCUCCACCGAUCGGAGCUCCUCCUCCUAUUCCUACUCCUACAUUACCCGACCCACCACCACCUGUGAGCUCUCCCCCUCCUCCUCCAAAACUUGAUCCCCCCGCCGUUUCACCACCUUCAAGACCAUCAGUUCAGCCACCGGAAAGCUCUCCUCCACCACCUGCAUUAGACCCACCAAAAUAUCCACCUCCACCACCUACAUUAGACCCACCAUUACAUUCUUCACCUCCACAUCCGCCAUCAUUUCCUCCUCCACGUCCUUCCCCUUCCCCACCAGCCUCAGAACUUCCUCCUUCUCGUUCACCUCCUCCUCCACGAGAUACACUACGUCCUGCUCGUUCACCUCCUCCUCCGCGAGACCCAGUACGUCCUGCUCGUUCACCUCCUCCUCCACGAGAUUCAGAAAGUCUUCCUCCUCCUCCACAAGUUUCAAAAAGUCCUGAAACACCUCCUCCUCCGGAUUCUAAACGUCCUGAGAAACCUCCUCCUCCGGAUUCUAAACGUCCUGCUCACUCACCUCCUCCUCCUCCACGGGAUACAGAACUUAAUGAGAAAUCUCCUCCUCCCAAGCCAAAUCCAGCUCCCUUACCUUCUAAUUCUUCUUCAUCGCCCUCACCACCCUUAGUUCCAUCACCGCCUUCUCCUCCUAAAAAAUCUCUACCUGGCUUAGAUAAUCCAUCUCAAAACAACCCUCAACCUACUGUGAGAGAUAUUUCCAGCCAUUCGGGUAUUGGUACAGCGGCUGUCGUGGGAGUAAGUAUAGGAGUGGUCCUUGUGCUGCUUACUCUUAUUGGAGCUCUUGUUUGGUGCCUGAAUAGACGAAAAAAGAAGCUUUCUGCCAUUCGAGGUGGCUAUGUUAUGCCGUCUCCUUUGGAUUCCUCCCCAAGAUCAGAUUCAGGGCUUUUGAAGACACACUCGUCCGCGCCUCUAGUGGGAAACCGUUCUAGCAACCGAACAUUUUUUUCACAAUCAGAACCUGGUGGCUUUGGUCAGUCGAAGGAACUGUUCUCAUACGAAGAACUUGACAAAGCAACAAAUGGAUUCUCGGAUGAAAAUCUGUUGGGCGAAGGCGGGUUUGGUCGUGUAUAUAAAGGGGUUUUACCAGAUGGAAGAGUGGUCGCUGUGAAACAGUUAAAAAUAGGUGGAGGACAAGGUGAUCGAGAGUUCAAAGCCGAGGUUGAGACCAUAAGCAGAGUACAUCACCGCCAUUUGCUUUCUCUUGUUGGAUACUGCAUUUCCGAGAGCCGGAGAUUGCUCAUUUAUGAUUAUGUCCCUAACAAUAACCUUUACUUCCACCUUCAUGCUGCGGGAACUCCGGGUCUGGACUGGCCAACGCGUGUCAAAAUCGCUGCUGGUGCGGCUCGUGGACUAGCUUAUCUCCAUGAAGAUUGUCAUCCUCGUAUCAUACACAGGGACAUCAAAUCAUCCAACAUUCUUUUAGAGAAUAACUUUCACGCUCUGGUUUCUGACUUUGGCCUUGCAAAGCUAGCUCUCGAUUGUAACACACAUAUUACAACUCGGGUUAUGGGAACAUUCGGCUACAUGGCUCCUGAAUAUGCAUCAAGCGGCAAAUUAACCGAAAAAUCAGAUGUGUUCUCCUUCGGGGUUGUUCUACUUGAGUUAGUCACUGGACGUAAGCCCGUGGAUACAUCACAACCUCUGGGAGACGAGAGCCUUGUUGAAUGGGCACGUCCUUUGCUUAGUCAUGCCAUAGAAACCGAAGAGUUUAAAGCAUUAGCAGAUCCCAAGCUUGGAGGAAACUAUGUUGGCGCUGAAAUGUUUAGAAUGAUUGAAGCAGCGGCAGCUUGUAUUCGCCAUUCAGCUGCAAAGAGACCUCGAAUGAGUCAGAUUGUGAGAGCUUUCGACAGUCUAGCUGAGGAAGACCUCACAAACGGGAUGAGAUUAGGCGAAAGCGAGAUCAUCAACUCAGCUGAGCAGUCUGCAGAAAUCAGAUUGUUUAGAAGAAUGGCUUUUGGCAGCCAAAAUUACAGUACAGAUUUUUUCACUCAUAAUAUUCACAACAGCAGGGACGAAAACGUGUAAAUAUUCAGAAACAAAACUCAUAAAAGAGUUAUUUUUUUUUUUU